This is a messenger RNA of Arvicanthis niloticus (Nile rat), 2478 nucleotides long. The record is from RefSeq and is a predicted model, not a curated record. NCBI's taxonomy places the organism in Eukaryota, Metazoa, Chordata, Mammalia, Rodentia, Muridae.
GUUAGUGAGUCUGAGAAGGGGACUACAUCUCCCAGAAGCCCCCAGGGCAGAGUUCCCUGCUCCAGCUGGCCCAAGGCCGGCCUUGUUCUCUGCGCUAAGGUGGUGGGGUCUCCGGGCUGCCACUAAGCCCUUCUCGCAGUGCUCCGAGAGUGCCAGCUUGGUUGAAGACCUAGGAAUAUCCUCUGGUGACCCUAGAGGAGUCCCCCGCUUCCUAAACAGCCUGGGGUGCGAGCUAGAACGCAAGAGACAAUCAGACUGCGCUUCCCCUCCCCAAUUUAAACUGGAUCUCGCUUGGCGCGCUCCAGCUGGCCUGGCAUGACUUUAGCCCUCUGCCCCAAACCAACCCUCACCUCGCACCGGUCGGGGGUCCUCACGCCAGGCCGGAGCUAGACGCCAUAACCAGGUCAGGGUCGUUGGGUGGACUGGAAUCCUCCAGCAGGACGGUGGAAACGCGGAGAAGGCGGGCAGGCGGUGGUCUUUUUGAUCCUGGACGCCUUGAUCUUAAUACCAGCCCGGCCCGCGAGCAGGUAUCCGGGAGGCGCUGCUUGCCUGGGUUCCUGCCUUCCAACCGCGGAGCAUGGUUCUGGGCGCCGGCAGCAGCGGGAGAGCUAGCGCACCGCCGUGCCGGGGCUCCGGGCUGGGGUCUCGGCCCAAACCUCCCGGCUCCGGCUGCUGCCGCUCCUGCUCCUCCUCCUCCCUUCCUUCCUUCCUUCCUUCCUUCCUUCGCCUCCUCCUUUCACUUUCCCCGAGGCCCGCGGGGACGGCGGGCGCGGGGCGGGGAGGGGGCUGUCUAGGCGCUUAUUGUUGGUCGGAUGCCGAGGGUCCAGAUCGCAGCCCCCGGGCGGCGCGGCGCCAGGGGACCCAGGCGUGCGGGCGUCCGGCCGGCUGGCUCCGGGCGGCGGCGGUGCUGCAGCGGCCCCGGAUCCGGGGCAUGUCCGGCCACUGGCUCCGCCGCGCGCCGCCGCCUCCCCGGGAUCCCCUGCGCUGCCGGAGCCUCGCUCGCCCCUCCACUCGGCUCCUCUCCCCAGCCUGAAUAAGCAUCGGGGCUCUCUGGCUGCCUCCUUCUGCCUUCAUACCAGAGCCGGGAGAGGCCCCUGUCAAAAUAAGAGCUCCCCCAUCUCGCCCGACUCCUCGCCCAACCCGGCUCCCCCAGCCUCCCAGUGGUCUGACUCGGUAAGGCGCCCGACCGGCUAGCAGGAGGCAGUUGGCCCUGGGCGGGGAAGGGGCCUUCGAGCCACCCUCCCCCUUUCCUAAGGACUAGGGAGGAGUAGCACCCACAGCAUCGCAGGCUAGAGAGAGAGCUGACAAACCUACCGUGCUAUCUGCACGGAUUGGAAAGAGUGGGAGUCUCCUGGACACACACACACACACACACACACACACACACACACACACACACACGUCUAGCUUCUUGCUUUAUUGUACCCACCUACAUCCAUUCUGCACCGAGAGCAUUCCCCCCUCCCACUGAAGACAGACUGAUUUUUUUUUUCAAUUAAACCUUCAACAGUGCAAAUUGGAUGCUAAGAAAACGUUUGAGGAAGUGAAACCUUUGUCUUCUCAAACUCUCCCUCACCUCAAAAGGCUUCACACACACAUUCACAGCACACACACAAACACCCUCCUAUGGGAUAUCAGACCCAUGGAAGAAAAAAAAUUCUAAGCAGUUUUUAAAAGCAUCGCAUAUAUUAUCCCCAUGGUUACCACGGGCUUACAAGGAAGGGUUAUAGCCCCAUUACAUAAAUGAGAAAAGUGAGGCUUGUGUGACUUAAGGAACUACCCAGUUGCACAACUAGAAUUGUGAACCUAGGACUAGAAUUCAAGUCUUCUUAUCCCAGGACACUUUUCUUCUAUCUCACUGCCCCUUCACCUAGAAUGAGAUCAACCAGUGCCGAGCACUGAGGGCUCCAGAAAGAAAAGACACCAGUAAACUGUGUCACAUCAGUGCCACCCACCAGGGUACUGACUCCCGUAUUUUGUCUUUUCUCCUGUCUUCACAUCUGGCUGGCACAAGAUUCAGGACUCAGAACAUAACUUCCAGUCUCCCUGUGUUCCUUGCAGGAAUGAUGCAAGUGUUGGCCAGGUUCACAGUAGGGCUUCAGGGAAUGUUGACUGAAUGAGUGGAUGAGGCCAGGAGCUGAGCACUGGGCAAGAUCUGGGCGGUCCAGAUAGGGGGCAUGGGCAUAAGCCCUGAAUGAAGAAGACCUCAGCAUGACAGGAAGUGUAUAGGCCGGAGGAUCAGGGGUUCAAGAUCAUCUUCAGCUAUGUAUGAAGCCUGAGCUCAACCCCGGGCAAAUAUGAGUUUCUAUCUAAAGUAAUAAUAGAUAAAAAUGAACAAAAGCCUUGAAAGUGGAGAGAACAUGACUCCGUAACUUGUGUGUAUGAUAAUAUGACUUACACAGCAAUUUCAUGAGAAAUUCCAAAUGACCAUGUUUUAGGGUUGACUUUUGAUUGAUUGAUUGUUUGUUUGUUUGUAGA